Molecule: messenger RNA, 2674 nt
Organism: Ceraceosorus guamensis
Lineage: Eukaryota; Fungi; Basidiomycota; Exobasidiomycetes; Ceraceosorales; Ceraceosoraceae
Product: putative peroxisomal half ABC transporter
Exons: 4
Coding region: 203-2596 (797 amino acids)
Biological process (GO): long-chain fatty acid import into peroxisome; peroxisome organization; very long-chain fatty acid catabolic process
Cellular component (GO): peroxisomal membrane
Molecular function (GO): long-chain fatty acid transmembrane transporter activity; ATP binding; ABC-type transporter activity
Source: RefSeq, a predicted model, not a curated record
ACCAACAUGCAGCAAGCAGCACAAGGACCACGCGUACUCGCAAUCGCAUUCGCAAUCGCUUCACAAACCUCCUCUUGCCCUCCUUCCCCCUCCGCGACGCUCAGCAGGACACCGAGAGCAUUGAGCUACUCGCACUCGCACUCGCGCACACUCCUCUCCUCUCCUCUCCUCUCUCCAUCGCCAUCUGCCCAUCUCAUGCAUCAUGGCCAACCGCACACUCAGAAGGGGCGAAGCGUCAUCAGGUGGGGGCGGCGGCGGCGGCGGCAAGAGCGCAUCUUUGAGCGGUGCGCUCUCCUUUGAGCCCAGCUCGCUGAUUUAUGGCAAGAAGCUGAGCGAAUCAGAGAUGGAGCGAGCGUUGGAGCAGCUUUACAUUCCCAGAGCAGAGGAUGGCAAAGUGGAUGCGCGAGGCGUAUCUCAUCAGUUGUUGGUGCCUCAUCGAGGUCGCAUGUCGCGCGUAUCCAUCAGACCUACCAAACCCUCCACCUUCGAUGCUCAUUGGAAAUACUUUAGUCAAGCUACACCCCUCGCUCUCAAUGUCAAGAAGAGCGCGCAGGAUGGGCAGGAUGAAAAGACGGUAAAGGAUAGGAAGAGGGCAGAGGCGAGGGAAGUCAGAGCUCAGGGUGGUCAGGCCGCCGCUACUGCCAAGAAAGUGGGAGUGAACAAGGAAUUCUUUAGGCAGCUCAAGGCCAUUUUGCGAAUUCUAAUCCCCAACACUCGCUGCAAAGAAGUUAUUUUGCUGGCGCUGCACACCGCUUUUCUCAUCCUGCGCACAUACCUCAGCGUCCUCGUUGCCCGACUGGACGGCUACAUUGUCAAGAACCUCGUCACUGCCAAUGGUCGUGGGUUUCUACGUGGACUGGGACUGUGGUUCGCCCUGGCUGUGCCCAGCACAUACACCAACAGCAUGAUCCGAUACCUACAGAGCAAGUUGGCCAUCGGUUUCAGAACUCGUCUGACGCGCUAUGCCCACGACCUCUACCUCUCGCCCAAAGCCAACUUUUACCGCAUCAUCAAUCUGGAUGGAAGGGUAGAAUCUGCGGAUCAGUACAUCACCACCGACAUUGCUCGUUUCUGCGAGACCCUGUCUGCUCUGUACAGCAACAUUGCCAAGCCCACUCUGGAUAUCAUCAUUUUCAAUUACCAGUUGGCGAAUGCUAUUGGUGGAAGAGGUCUGUUCGGGCUGUUUAUCAGCUACUACUUGACCGGGAGGAUUUUGCGAGCUGCUGCCCCGGCAUUUGGCAAGCUGGCAGCGAUCGAAGCCAAAUUGGAAGGCGACUUCAGAGGCGCUCAUGGUAGACUGAUUACGAACGCCGAAGAGGUGGCCUUUUACAAUGGAUCCGCUAUCGAGGAGAGUAUCCUCAAUAGAGCUUUCAAGAGGCUCGUCAAGCACGUUGGAAGCAUCUACAAGGUCAGAGUGGCCUACUCCAUGACGGAAGACUUUGUGCUCAAGUAUGCUUGGUCGGCUGCGGGCUAUGGUCUGAUCGCGAUGCCGUACCUCACUGGCAACAAAGCGGGGAGCGCCGACGAAGGUGGCUCCACCGCGGCGUCCAAAGAUGCCGGUGUGGCAGCGCGCACGCAAGGUUAUGUGGGCAGCAGACGUCUGCUCCUGAGCGUGUCGGAUGCCGGUUCGCGUCUGAUGGCAUCCUACAAGGAUCUCGCCGAAUUGGCCGGCUUCACCAGUCGAAUCUACGUUUUGCUUCAGGUGCUGCAUUCCCUGGACAGAGGGCACUACCAAUCGCUUCCUCGACCGGACGACUUGUCGGCCCAUCAACCUUUUUACGAUUUGGGAAGCAUCAAGGGAAGAGUGACGCGAGGAUCGGAGGAUGUCGAGCUUUCCCACGUGCCCAUCGUUGCGCCCGCACCUGGAGUGGAGAGGGGAGGAGAGGAGUUGGUGAAGGACUUGAGCUUGCGCGUCAAACCUGGCAUGCACGUCCUCAUCUCUGGACCCAAUGGGGUGGGCAAGACGGCAGUGGCGAGGGUCUUGGCGGAGCUUUGGCCCGCUUUUGAGGGGGAGAUGCGCGUGCCGGAUGCGAAGCGCACGAUGUUCUUGCCGCAAAAAGCCUACUUGACCACGGGAAGUCUGAAGGAGCAGAUCAUCUAUCCGCACGCUGUGCCUCAAUGCAGCAAGACGGAUGCGGAGCUGAUGGAGAUCUUGGGAGCGGUGCAUUUGGCGUACGUGGUGGAGAGGGAAGGAGGCUUUGGGGCGAGAAAGACGUGGACGGAUGUGCUUUCGGGAGGAGAGAGGCAGCGCUUCGCAUUUGCCAGGCUGCUCUACCACGCUCCGCGAUUCGGCAUACUGGACGAGACUUCGAGCGCAGUGUCGACGGAUGUGGAGGGGUUGAUGUAUCAAGCUGCGAAGGAGAGGGGCAUCACACUCAUCACCAUCUCUCACAGACCCAGCUUGAUGCGCUACCACACGCACCUCUUGCACCUUGGCGGAGAGGCCAAUAGUUGGAAGUUGGAGGAGCUGGAAGGUUCGAACGAGGCGCUCAGCUUUGAGGAGGAGAUCAAACAGCUCAAGAACCAGCUUAGGGAUGUGGAAAAGUGGGAGAAGAGGGUGGAGGUGAUCAAGAAGGAGCUGAGUCCCAAGGCGUAAGGUUUUUUUUGUAGAGGUUUGUGCUGCUACUCCUCAAGUACCUCCUCUACUCUCACUACACUCCUCAUCCCCCCCCCC